Messenger RNA from Trematosphaeria pertusa, 1277 nucleotides. Its product is annotated as carbohydrate esterase family 16 protein. The coding region runs from base 354 to 1256 and encodes 300 amino acids. The record is from RefSeq and is a predicted model, not a curated record. Gene Ontology annotation, molecular function: hydrolase activity, acting on ester bonds. The transcript is spliced from 4 exons. NCBI's taxonomy places the organism in Eukaryota, Fungi, Ascomycota, Dothideomycetes, Pleosporales, Trematosphaeriaceae.
CAAACAUCUCCUUAGCUAACAUGGGGAUGGAAAUAUUCAUCCCCUUCUAUGUCUUUUGUUCUCGGAAUGGAGUUCCAGAAAUAAUGCAGGAUCCUGGUAAAUGCAUCAAGCGAGACCAAUGGCGCAGGAGUAGAGCGGGAUGGAUUAAGCUUAUAUUGAGCCUCUUUCCGGAUUGGGCUGCCUUCAUAAGGAGCGAGAUCUUCCGUGUAGCUCGAUUCUUCCGUCUUGAAAAUGAAAAACACUGUCGAAAUGUCGAAGUUCUACGUUAAUGAGGUGAGGACCUCCCCAGGUUUAAAAAGAAGCGAAGGGAAUCUUGCGUGCGAAAGGGAACCUAGACGGAAUAUGCAAGCAAGAUGAUGGGAAUCUGUACUUCUUCCAAGGCUGCGCUUGCGGUCGCUCUAAUCGGCUGGACGGGGGUCGCUCAUGCGGUGAACUACCUAGUCUCAUUCGGAGAUUCCUACAGCCAAACCGGCUUCGACGUGACCUCCACUAAGCCCUCCGCCUCCAACCCACUCGGCAACCCCGCGUAUCCAGGUUGGACCGCGUCUGGAGGAGCUAACUGGGUCGGCUAUCUGGCGAAAGAGUACAACGCCAGUCUCCUGUACUCGUAUAACUUCGCAUACGGCGGCGCGACCGUGAAUGCCUCGCUCGUCAAGCCGUACCAGUCGACGGUGAAGAGCUUCAUCGACCAGGUGGGACAGUUUAGCAGUAGCAUUGCGAGCCAUCCGUCGUACGCUCCUUGGACGGCAGAAAACUCGCUCUUCGCGAUCUGGUUGGGUGUGAAUGAUGUCGGGAACUCGUACUAUCAGGAGGAUGUCCAGACGCUGUUGCCAAAGAUCAUGGAUAGUUAUUUCGGACAGGUGCAGAUCCUGUACAAUGCCGGCGCGAGGAAUUUUGCUCUUCUCAACGUGCCUCCGAUCAACAAGUCGCCCAUGAUGCUUAAUCAGCAGAAACAAGCGCAGGACCUCGAAGCCGGCGUCAUCAAGACGUACAACGGCAUGCUCGCGUCGCGACUGAGCAAUUUUACAGCUGCGAAUAAAGGAAUACGAGGCGUGGUCGUGGAUACGCAGGCGCCCUUCAAUGCCGCGCUGAGUAAUCCGACCAAAUAUGGCAGCAAGGACGCGACGUGCUAUAACUCGGAUGGGAAGACGUGUCUAUGGUUUAAUGAUUACCAUCCCGGACUGGCGAUCAAUAGACUGGUCGCGGAGGCGGUGGUGCAGACGUGGAAUGGAACGUUCUUCAAGAUGGCUGCAUAAUUGCAAGAUAUCGAAAAAAGA